AUGGUCGCGGACUGGGCCCUCCGUGUGGUGCGAGCAUUGCGUGGCGUCAUGCGCAACCACAGCGGCCCCCAAGUGAGCAAGCGGAAGCUGCUCGCCGCAGUUGCCGCGUCCAUUAUCCGCUACGGCGCACCCGUCUGGGCGGAAGCCGUGGACCUGCAGUGGUGCAGGCGGAUUCUGGACCGCGUGCAACGGCCCUUGGCCCAGGGCAUCACGAGCGCCUUCCACUCCACGAGCUGCGAGGUAGCGGUGGUUUUAGCCGGAGAACUGCCCUACCACCUCCUGGUGAAGGAAGACGCCCGCUGCUACAACCGACUGCAGUUAAGCCCGGACAGCAGUCGAGAGGCGAUUCGCCAGGAGGAAAAGGAGUCAUCGCUGCAGCUGUGGCAGCAACAGUGGGACGACGAGGCGGCGAAUAACACCAGCCGUUACUUACGUUGGGCCCACCGACAAGUGCCAGACGUGCGCCUGUGGACGGGACGGAAGCACGGAGAGGUAGAUUUCUACCUCUCGCAGGUAUUGAGUGGACACGCCUUCGUCCACGAAUUCCUGCACGUGUUCGGGUUCGCUCCGUCCCCGGACUGUCCCAGGUGCGCAGGGUCGGUCGAGUCGGUGGCCCACGUACUCUUCGAGUGUCCCCGCUUCGCAGAUGUUCGGGUGGAGUUACUGCACGGCGUCGACGAGGACAACCUCGGCAGUCGUCUGCUGGAGAGCGCGGAGUCGUGGGACCGCAUCCAGCAAGCGGCUCGGCGGAUCCUCUCCGUGCUGCAGGAGGACUGGCGGCAGGAGCAGCUUACCUUGGCAGUCGCUGAGGCUGCUCAGCCAGAUCCAGCAGCCAGCCCGCCCGAGGACAUGGCGGAGGCAGAGCGGAGAUUGCUGAGGCGACGAGAGGUGCGCAACCGCAGCGCCCGGCGAAUGCGGCAGCGGCGUCGGCAGGAGCGGCUCGGCGAGAACGAGGUCGUUCCGGCAAUCAUGGCACGCGCAGCGGCCAACGACGCAGCGGCAAAUGACGCAGUGGAGCCGACAGGGGAGGUCGAGGAGGAGGAGGCCAGCCGUCCAGCGCCAACAAUCCCCCCGCGCAGCCGGGGAUUGCCUCCCUCCCCACGUACGUUGGAGAUGCGGCGACUUCGUCGGAACCACGUGCAACAACUGUACCGGAGAAGGCGUCGGGACGGAGAGCUGGGAGACGUUCCGCAGGGUCGCCAGCGACGCGGAAGAGCCCCACCUUCGGCGGCGGAGAUUGAGCAGCGUCGCAUCAACAGGCGGAAUAGGGAGAGGCAACGGCGGCUGGAGCAACGGCAAGCGGAGGCGGAGAAGGCCGAAAAGGCCGAACUGCUAAAGACGGUGGCAAGUCUCCAGGCAACAGUGGAGGGCCUGCAAAAGCAGCUGGCGGACGCUCUGCAGGCCAGGUUAUCCGCAGAAGCGGAAGCAAAAAAGGAGCGCGAUGCCAUGCUGGCUGAGAUCCGGGACCUGGGGCAGCAACUGCGCCAGGAGCUCUCCUAG
Molecule: messenger RNA, 1500 nt
Organism: Anopheles arabiensis
Lineage: Eukaryota; Metazoa; Arthropoda; Insecta; Diptera; Culicidae
Exons: 2
Coding region: 1-1500 (499 amino acids)
Source: RefSeq, a predicted model, not a curated record